GAGCCCAGACACAAACCUAACCCAAACCCCCCCGGACCAAAAAUCUCCGAACCCUCGCCGGCAGCACCCGGGGUGGCCGCCAUGCACGCCUCCGCCCGCUUGCUCCGCCGCCUAUCCUCUUCCUCCUCCGCCCGCUCGCUCCGCCGCCUCCCUUGCCACCCAUCACCCUCGCCGCCUCCACAUCCAUCUCAUCUGCCGCCCCUUCGAACCGUGACCCGCGCCCUCCUCCCCCACCUCGCUGCCCCCCGCUUCUCCACCAUCUCUUGCGCAUCCACACCCUCUCUCCGCCUAGGUGAAUGCGGCGCUCCCGGAACCCCGGCGAUACCGUUGGCGGAGAAUUCCGAGGGGGAGGAGGAGGCGGAGUCUGUGGCGGCUCGGCAUGACACCGACGCGUUCGCGGCGGUGGAGCUCGCGCUGGACUCGGUGGUGAAGGUGUUCACGGUGUCAAGUGGCCCUAACUACUUCCUGCCGUGGCAGAACAAGGCCCAGCGCGAGAGCAUGGGCUCCGGCUUUGUAAUUUCUGGAAAAAGGAUCGUCACGAAUGCUCAUGUGGUAGCUGAUCAUACUUUUGUUCUUGUGAGGAAGCAUGGAUCACCUACAAAGUACAAGGCGGAAGUUCAGGCUAUUGGCCAUGAGUGUGAUUUGGCUCUUCUUACAGUUGAGAGUGAGGAGUUUUGGGAGGGGAUGAACAGCUUGGAUUUUGGAGACAUUCCAUUUUUGCAGGAAGCUGUUGCCGUGGUUGGCUACCCUCAGGGUGGAGACAAUAUCUCUGUCACCAAGGGGGUUGUUUCUAGAGUGGAGCCAACACAGUAUGCCCAUGGUGCGACUCAGCUCAUGGCUAUACAAAUAGAUGCAGCUAUUAAUCCAGGCAAUAGUGGAGGGCCUGCAAUCAUGGGUGAUAAAGUGGCUGGAGUUGCUUUCCAAAAUCUGUCAGGAGCAGAAAACAUUGGGUAUAUUAUACCUGUGCCUGUAAUUAAGCGUUUUAUUUCUGGUGUGGAAGAGAGUGGCAAAUAUUCUGGGUUUUGUUCUCUUGGGAUAUCUUGCCAGGCCACUGAGAACAUCCAAAUAAGAGAGUGCUUUGGUAUGCGGCCUGAAAUGACUGGAGUGUUGGUCAGUAGAAUAAAUCCUCUGUCUGAUGCUUACAAAAUUUUGAGGAAAGACGAUAUCCUUCUCGAGUUUGAUGGCGUGCCUAUUGCGAAUGAUGGGACAGUUCCAUUUCGAAAUAGAGAGAGAAUCACCUUUGAUCAUCUUGUGUCCAUGAAGAAGCCUGAAGAAACAGCUGUUAUCAAAGUACUAAGAGAUGGCAAAGAGCAUGAAUUGAAUGUGACACUUAGACCUUUGCAACCUUUGGUUCCUGUACAUCAAUUCGAUAAACUGCCCAGCUACUACAUCUUUGCUGGUUUUGUUUUUAUCCCGCUGACCCAGCCUUAUCUCCAUGAAUUUGGGGAGGACUGGUACAACGCUUCGCCACGCCGACUGUGUGAACGGGCACUGAGAGAGCUUCCGAAGAAGGCUGGCCAACAGUUAGUAAUAUUAUCUCAGGUCCUAAUGGAUGAUAUUAAUGUUGGUUAUGAAAGGCUGGCUGAACUCCAGGUAAAGAAGGUGAAUGGUGUUGAGGUUGAGAAUUUGAAGCAUUUGUGCAGUAUCGUGGAGAACUGCACUGAAGAAAACUUGAGAAUUGAUUUGGACGAUGAGCGGGUGAUCGUCCUGAAAUUUCAGAACGCGAGGCUUGCCACGUCUCGGAUCCUCAAGCGGCACAGGAUUCCAUCAGCCAUGUCGAGUGACCUUGUCGAUGAACAAGCGAGCAAAGGUGAGACUGAGGCGUCAUGCACAAACUGACACAUUUUCGUAGGCGUAGCUACACAGUUUCUGUGGAAGCACCGAUGUUAGCUCGGUCUUUCUAGAGACAAAUGAGGUAGGCCGAGGACUGCUGGAGUCACCCAUGAGCCCAUCGGUUGCGGCGGGCUCCAGUUUGGCUGAUUUAGUUUUGACAGAAGGAAGAGGAGGUCUUCAGCAAAUAAGAAGAACCCAAGUUCUUCACCCUGAGUUGUAACACCAUCAUUCUUUGCUCCCCUCCCGACUAUUUAUCAUUCUUUCUUUCGCCAGUGUACGGGUUUUGGCACCCUUAUGUUAAAUUCAGAUUAUGUAUCAUCACGAAAGCAGAACAUAGGAGAUAUGAAUUUCAAGAAGCAAGACACUUCGUUCCAAACUGUACAAGUAAAAAAACAGAAGAGGGGCCGAGUUUCGGAAAAAAAGAACUGUACAAGUUCUGCUGACAUGUUAAUUCUUUGGAUGCUGUGGAUGAAUUUAUAGAAAAAAAAUUAGCAGAGAA
Triticum urartu is the source of this 2332-nucleotide messenger RNA. It is a transcript of the gene DEG10, whose product is annotated as DegP protease 10. Gene Ontology annotation, molecular function: serine-type endopeptidase activity; protein binding. Gene Ontology annotation, biological process: proteolysis. NCBI's taxonomy places the organism in Eukaryota, Viridiplantae, Streptophyta, Magnoliopsida, Poales, Poaceae. The record is from RefSeq and is a predicted model, not a curated record.